Molecule: messenger RNA, 3341 nt
Organism: Eleginops maclovinus (Patagonian blennie)
Lineage: Eukaryota; Metazoa; Chordata; Actinopteri; Perciformes; Eleginopidae
Gene: mccc1
Product: methylcrotonyl-CoA carboxylase subunit
Exons: 19
Coding region: 232-2412 (726 amino acids)
Cellular component (GO): mitochondrion
Molecular function (GO): metal ion binding; methylcrotonoyl-CoA carboxylase activity; ATP binding
Source: RefSeq, a predicted model, not a curated record
ACAAAUAAUAAUAAUUAUAUUAAGACGUGAAUGCUUGUUUUUAUAAGUUCCAGUGUGAUAUUUAAAAUUUCGGAAUAUUAUUCAUGGUUUGGUUUAGUAGUUUGCUUCUGUGAAGUUAUUAACCAAACUGUGUGUGAGCUGUUUAAUAUAAUAAUACUUCGCCUUUUCCUCCUCAGCUGGUUAUUUAGUGAGAUAGCUAGCUAGCAGCUAGCACCUAAGCAGCUGGUAGCUAUGGCUGCAGUUAUACUGAGUUUCCCAACUCUGCAGGGUCUGAGGAUUUUCACACAAAAAUUGUCAUGGACCAAAAGGGGCGUGAGGUUCGUCUCAGGAGAGGUGGGAAGGAUAGAGAAGGUGCUGAUUGCCAAUCGAGGAGAGAUUGCGUGUCGUGUGAUGCGGACGGCCAAGAAGAUGGGCGUCCGCUCUGUGGCUGUGUACAGUGAUGCAGACAGAGACUCCAUGCACGUGGCUAUGGCAGAUGAAGCCUAUCACAUUGGCCCUCCCCCCUCCCAGCAGAGUUACCUGUCGAUGGAGAAAGUUUUGGAAGUGGCAAAGAGGUCUGGAUCACAUGCCGUCCACCCUGGUUAUGGCUUUCUGUCAGAAAACACAGAGUUUGCGGAAGCAUGUAAACAGGAAGGCAUCAUAUUUAUUGGGCCACCUUCAUCUGCCAUCCGGGACAUGGGCAUUAAAAGCACAUCCAAAUACAUCAUGUCAGCUGCCGGGGUGCCAAUCAUUGGUGGUUACCAUGGAGAGGACCAAUCAAAUGAGAGACUGCAAGCAGAGGCUGCCAAGAUAGGAUUCCCUGUGAUGAUUAAAGCAGUCCGUGGAGGAGGAGGGAAGGGGAUGCGUAUCGCGCCGACAGAAUCAGACUUUUUGGAGCAGUUGGAGUCAGCGAGACGAGAAGCCAGAAAAUCCUUCAACGAUGAUGUCAUGCUGAUUGAGAAAUUUGUAGAGGAUCCCAGACACGUGGAGGUGCAGGUGUUCGGGGACAUGCACGGCAAUGCUGUCUAUCUGUUUGAGAGAGACUGCAGCGUCCAGAGGAGACACCAGAAGAUCAUAGAGGAGGCACCAGGGCCUGACAUUAGUCCUGAGGUCCGGAGGAAACUUGGAGAGGCAGCAGUUAAAGCAGCCAAGGCUGUCAACUACGUAGGGGCAGGGACGGUGGAGUUUAUAAUGGAUGCCCAGCACAACUUUUACUUCAUGGAGAUGAACACCAGGCUGCAGGUGGAGCAUCCCGUCUCUGAGAUGAUCACUGGAACCGACCUGGUGGAGUGGCAGCUCAGGGUGGCAGCAGGGGAGCGCCUGCCUCUCCUCCAGGAUGACAUCAUUUUGAGGGGACACUCCUUUGAGGCUCGCAUCUACGCCGAGGACCCCAACAACGACUUCCUCCCAGGGGCGGGACCUCUGCUGCAUCUCUCCACCCCCACACCAGACCAACACACACGCAUAGAGACUGGAGUCAGGGAAGGAGACGAGGUGUCGGCACAUUAUGACCCGAUGAUUGCCAAGCUGGUGGUGUGGGGAGAAGACCGCUCUGCUGCCCUAAAGAAGCUGCGGUACUGCUUACGACAGUACAAUAUCGUGGGACUGAACACUAAUAUCGACUUUUUGCUGAGUCUUUCUGGCCAUCCGGAGUUUGAGGCUGGAAACGUGACCACCAGCUUCAUCCCUCAGUACUACGCGGACCUCUUCCCCACUCCCAGAGUUCCUUCUGGGGAGACCAUCUGCCAGGCGGCACUGGGCCUGGUGCUACAGGAGAAGAAACACACCCAGGAGUUUGCACAGACCUCCACUGCGUGCAAUGACUUGAUUUUUGUGAUUUUCAGACCCCUUUCUCCGUUCGGCUCCAGCAGUGGCUGGAGAAGCAACAUUCAGUUUAACAGAAACAUGAAGCUGCAGCUGGGAGACAAAAAAGUGGAGAUGGUUGUUGGGUACAACAAAGAUGGCAGUUACACGAUGCAGAUCGGAGAGAAGGUGUACCAUGUGACCGGAGAGCUGGAGUUGGAAGGCGGUGCGUCGUUCCUCCACUGUUCCGUCGACGGCGUGAAGUCUCGCCCCAAACUGGUGAUCCUGGACAACACGGUGCACCUGUUCUCCAUGGAGGGCAGUGCCCAGGUGUCCGUGCCCGUGCCCAAGCAUCUGGCUGCUGUGAGCGGAUCCGGGGCUCAGGGCGGAGCUGUGGCCCCCAUGACCGGAACCAUAGAGAAGGUGAUGGUGAAGGCCGGAGACAUGGUGGCUGUAGGAGACCCGCUGAUGGUCAUGAUCGCCAUGAAGAUGGAGCAUACGAUCCGGGCUCCUAAGUCAGGUGUGAUCAAGAGGGUUUUCUUCAGCGAGGGUUCGCAGGCCAACCGGCACGCUCCUCUAAUCGAACUGGAGGAGGAAGAGGAGGCGCCAGAAGAGGGGAGCGGCCAGUAAACAAACUCAGACACAUAACCACGCCUGAAAACACACACUGACAGGUACAGUUACUGCGACAGCUGCAGCGACAGUGAGUCAGUCUGAAAAUGGUUGAUCACUUGAUGAGUAUAAGACGAUAGACAGGAUCAGGAUCUGGAGCGAGUCUGGAUGGGACAAAACCUCUUGCCCUAGGGACACAACACUCUUAUGGAAAGGGUAGAAGCCACCUCAGAUAGUCCUUGGUUUGACUUGUGUGUCAGCUGCUCAGUAAACAAUCUCUCAUGUACAGCUGCCUUACACACUUUAGAAUAAAAUGUUUAUGUUGAUUGUAGGACUUUGGUUUUUCUUGUGUGUUUAUGUUUUUGAAUCAAUGAAGCUCUGGCAACUUAUGUUUGUCUUUCUCCCCAUGUCUCCUCUCUGUGUUUCUGUCAGUGGUGUUAGUUUAAGUUUUUGGUUGUUUAUUUUCUUGUUCAGGACGGUGAGCACUUCCUGAUCUUUACAAGGUGACAACAUUAAAAAGUUGUAAUUAAAUCUGAUGGCCGGUGUGCGAUCAGACACCGUACUUGCAGGAUUAGUGCAAACUGUUCAAAUGUGCUUCCAGACUGACUCCCAACUCUUCAUCAUUUUUCCCUGAGAGUGAUUAUUAUUAAAUAUAAACCAGAGGUCUGCUCACCCUCUGUUGUUAGCCUGACGAAAAGGAGAAAGGCAGAAGAACACUCCAAAAUGAUCAAAUGAUUCCCAAAUUCUGUGCCCUAAUUUAAUAACCUGUAAAGUAUGAAAUGUGGGAGGCAGAGAGACGGGUGUCUGCGUCUCUGCUGAUCGCUCCCCUUGUGUUACGAGGCCUUGUAGAUUUAAACUGAUAAUUACUUGUGUUCAUUUUGUAGAUGUGUGACACAUGAUUAACAAACAUUGUACUCAGAUACUGUAAUAAAAAUGUUUCUAAAGUA